Aspergillus caelatus is the source of this 532-nucleotide messenger RNA. RefSeq lists its product as uncharacterized. The transcript has a single exon. Bases 201 to 485 code for a protein of 94 amino acids. The record is from RefSeq and is a predicted model, not a curated record. Lineage: Eukaryota; Fungi; Ascomycota; Eurotiomycetes; Eurotiales; Aspergillaceae.
CACAUAAGUACAUCUUAAUUAUGCACAAUAUAAUGAUGUUCAAUCCUGUUGGGACUAACAUAUAUAAUGCAUAACUAUAAUUAAUUGAGGGACCAUUACUGUUGCGAAUCAUAAGCCAAAUGUACUGCACUAUCAACAUACACACAUACAUGAAUCAUGGAGAUCGCCCUCUUUAAUUUCCCCCCAGAGGAGUAUGCCUCAUGUUUCUGCUUACCUUAUUUCUAAUGGUUUGUUUUGACACCUUUUCCGAGAUGAUUUCUAUUCUAAGGUUGUGUGAAAACCGCGGGUGCACGUCAUUCCAUCCACUCAUUGCCUUGCAGAUCCCCGUAGUUUGCCGGCUUCUCUCCUUUCUCGAAACCACUCUCUUCGAUCAGUGCUUCAAACUAUCCUCCUUUCGCCUUGAAUCGGAGACCCCCCAGAUACACUUAGCUCUUUCUUAUCUUAUUUACUGGUUACUUUUUUUUUUUAUUGUUGAUUAUUUGUAGAAAGUAGAUCUUCCGGAGAUUUUCAAGAGUCUCGACACUGAACCCCA